Molecule: messenger RNA, 1497 nt
Organism: Eucalyptus grandis
Lineage: Eukaryota; Viridiplantae; Streptophyta; Magnoliopsida; Myrtales; Myrtaceae
Exons: 4
Coding region: 1-1497 (498 amino acids)
Source: RefSeq, a predicted model, not a curated record
AUGGAGUACAUUGUUGCUAGAGAAGAGGAGAAACACGGAGAAGCAGCUGACAUAAUUGUAAUUCCUCAAAUUGUCACUUUGUAUCUUCACAACAUGCCAAAACUUAGAAGUUUUUGCCAAGGGAAGUAUAUUUUAGAGUGGCCCUCCUUGAAAGAGUUUAUUGUCGAAGAUUGUAAAGCUGUGGAGGUGAUUCUAGGAAAUGCCAGUCGUACAUUAGAGGGCAGCGUUUCGAUGCAGCGUCCACUUCUACUCGUCGAAAAGGUUGAGUUCCCCAAUAUGGAGUUGAUGAAGAUCUUGCGAAUGGAUAACAUGGAGAAAAUAUGGCUUGAUGAUCCUGCUUCAAAUGCCUUUAGCAAACUCAAGACUCUAGAAGUGCAGUAUUGUGACAAACUUUCAUCCAUAUUUUCAUCUUAUACAAUGCUCACGAGAUUUCAAAACCUAGAGAAGAUAGUCGUAACUAAUUGUGAAUCCUUAGAAGUGGUAUUUCACAUCCAAGAGUUCAAUUUUAGCGAAGCUCAUUCUACAAGCACUUUUCUCUUGAGAGAAUUAGUUUUGAUGUGGCUCCCAAAAAUGAAGCACGUGUGGAGUGGAUUCUGUCAAGGAGGUCUUUCCUUUAGAAGCUUAAGAUACAUGCAAGUUAUCGAGUGUGGGAGUCUCAAAAAUUUAUUUCUAAGCUUGGUGGCAAAAAGUAUGACAGGGCUUGAAGAACUUGUAGUACAAUCUUGUGGAGUGGAGCAAAUUAUAAUAGAGGAAGACGGAGUAGGCAUGAGUACAAGUAAUCUCUUCUUUCCAGGAUUGACCAACUUAACGUUACUUGAGUUGCCGGAACUGAGGAGCUUCUAUGAGAAUAGUCAUACUUCAACAUGGCCACACUUAAAGGAAUUACGAGUUAGACACUGUGGUAAGAUGAGGUCAUUCUCAUCCGCUUGUGAAAUUCAAAGUUGCCAAGGUACAACUAUGAAUGGGUACCAACCUGCAAUCUUUUCUCCUGAAAAGGUCAUUCCACACUUGGAGGAAUUAACAUUAGUAAGGGAGGAUAUUGAGAUGCUACAGCAUUACUUCUUUGGCAAUCUCAAAGAUCUAGCUUUGGGAUGGUACCAUGAUGAAAAUGUCGCUUUUCCCUCCAACUUCCUUCUCCAUGGAUUCCCCAAUCUAGAGCUUCUUUCUGUGAUCUGUAGUUCCUUUGAGGAAGUAUUUCCAGAAGAUGCGUCUGGACAUAGGGAGUCAACUCCCUGCGAAGGACCUACUAAUGUGGAGAAACCUCUCAAGGCACUUGGGAAUUUGAAACAAUUGGAGCUGUUGAACCUGUGGAACCUAAAGCAAUUUGUCAAUCGUGCUUCCAUCCCCGACUUCAUUCGAGAGAUUAAAGCAGUUAGAAGUAAAGGAUUGCGCUGGUUUAGUUCAUAUGGGGACUUGCUCAGCAGUGACAAGUUUGAUGCACCUUACUUGGCUAACCCUAAGAAAUUGCGAUACGAUGGAAGAUGUGGUAACGGAUGA